This is a messenger RNA of Sphaeroforma arctica JP610, 210 nucleotides long. RefSeq lists its product as hypothetical. NCBI's taxonomy places the organism in Eukaryota, Ichthyosporea, Ichthyophonida. The transcript is spliced from 2 exons. The record is from RefSeq and is a predicted model, not a curated record. The coding region runs from base 1 to 210 and encodes 69 amino acids.
AUGUGCGACGAGAACAACUUUGACGAAUCUCGUAUCAAAUCGGGUAUUGCCAAAUUAGGAAAAGCCAAGCAGAAAUCAGCUCAGGUACGGUUAGACACGUUCUUCAAGGCCGCCCCCUCGUCCAAGAGCAGCACAUUGAAACGCAAGGCUGAGGAUGCCAAAGCAGGCAAAGGAAAAAAACCAGUCAAGAAGACAAAGGCAAAGAAAUAA